Molecule: messenger RNA, 1407 nt
Organism: Botrytis deweyae
Lineage: Eukaryota; Fungi; Ascomycota; Leotiomycetes; Helotiales; Sclerotiniaceae
Exons: 1
Coding region: 1-1407 (468 amino acids)
Biological process (GO): lipid catabolic process
Molecular function (GO): triacylglycerol lipase activity
Source: RefSeq, a predicted model, not a curated record
AUGCUCGCCACUAGGAUUCUUUCAUUGCUAUAUUUGGCAUUGCCGGCCAGAUCAGCAACCGGCCAAGCCACAAACUUCAAUAUCAGUACAGCUGAGCUCCAAUCAUAUGGAUGCAAUGCAACCUGUCAAGAAAUCCUAUCCGCAUCUAAUGCUGCCGACCUCGAAACCAUGGGUACAGAAUUCGACUUCGAUUUCUACAGCACAGCAAACAAUUUCUCUUCCUCGGCUCCAGGCGAUCUUCUAAAACUGCAGCCUGUCAAUAGCUCUACCCUGGACAUACCCGACGGCAUUGCAACUUUCCGAUUCCAGUAUACUUCUAUAGACUUGGAUGGUACGAUAGUACCAUCCACUGGCUUUAUAGCAUUUCCUUUUGGCUCACCAGCCGAUGGAAGUCAAAUUCCCCUGAUCGCCUUCGCCCACGGUACAAUUGGUGUUCAUCGAGGAUGCGCGCCCUCAUCUUCCCCAAGUCUUUUUGAUUAUAGUAGCUGGGUUCCAUUGAUGUACAAUGGCUAUGCUGUUGUAGCCACCGAUUACGCCGGCCUUGGAAACAACUAUACCUUACACAAAUAUACUGCUUUCACGGCUCAUGCCAAUGAUAUAUUUUAUUCCGUUGAAGCAGCUCGCAAAGCAUUUCCCGGUAUGUUCACAAAAGACUGGGCGAGUGUAGGACAUUCUCAAGGCGGUGGCGCCGUGUGGAAGCUAUCGGAGCAUCCUCUUGUACAAAAGCAUACCUCUGGGUAUCUUGGAACGGUUGCCAUAUCUCCCGCGACCAAGAUUCUUGACAUGGCGGUCGAGACAUUCGAAAGCAUAGUUCCUCGUCCUGAUUUCCAUCAAUUUGUCGUUACUGCCGAACUUGGCCAAAUGGUUUACGGCAUCAAAGCAGUCUUUCCUGAUUACACAACGCCAUGGGUCGCCAAUGAGAUGAAAAAGCGGAUAGAAAUGGCCAAUCUGAUGCAAUUAUGUACCUUAUCUUUUAUGGGUCUCUCCCUAGACUUGCCACGGGACCAGUACGCAGUCAAAAAUGAAACACCUGCGACUGAUGAACUUUUCAAAAAAUUCCAGGAUAUGAACGCCCCAGCACAAGGGGAUCCGGCUUCGAGGCCGAUAUUGAUCAUUCAAGGCUUGAAUGAUACUUCAGUUCUCCCUCAAAUUGUCUUUAAGUCAUUUCAGGCAACCGUGAAGGCAGGAAAUGUUGCAUAUUUGAAGAGAUAUCCGGGACUGGAUCACUCUCCGACAAUCGCAGCUUCCACUCCUUUGUGGUUAGAAUAUCUAGCUGAGCUGUUUGCUCAUAAGAAACAACCUCGCAAGUCGUCGGAUACCACAAUUACGCCAUUCAACUUAAACGUGGCCAAGACUCCAUUGGAGAUUCCUUUCAACGAGGAACCUCUGUUGAGCCUACUGGGGUGA